AUGAGUCUAUGAGGCCAAUUAGGAUUUCAAGAUGCAGCUUCUCCUUUGAUAGAAGAACUAAUUUUUUUCCAUGAUCAUGCAAUGACUAUUUUGACAUUGAUUAUUAGUCUUGUAGGUUAUGCUGCUUUAUCUUUAAUAUUAAAUAGCUAUACUUGUCGUUCUUUAGUUGAAGGGCAGGAAAUUGAAACUAUUUGAACUAUUGUUCCAGCUAUUAUUUUAAUUUUUCUAGCUCUUCCUUCUUUGCGUUUAUUAUACCUCUUAGAUGAGAUUGGGGAUUGUAGACUUACAGUUAAAACAAUUGGGCAUCAAUGAUAUUGAAGUUAUGAAUAUUCGGAUUUUUUAAAUAUUGAGUUUGAUGCUUAUAUACUACCUACAGAUGAGUUGAAUGUUGGGGAUUUUCGUCUCCUAGAAGUAGAUCAUCGAGUAAUUCUCCCUAUUGAUACUGAUGUUCGAACCUUAAUUACAUCUGCAGAUGUAAUUCAUUCAUGAGCUGUACCUUCUUUAGGAAUUAAGGCUGAUGCUAUUCCAGGACGAUUAAAUCAAGUAGGUUUUUUUAUUAAAUAUCCUGGAAUUUUUUUUGGACAAUGUUCUGAAAUCUGUGGAGCUAAUCAUUCUUUUAUACCUAUUGUAAUUGAAGCUGUACCACUAAAUGUAUUUAUGGAUUGAAUUAUUAAAGUUUCUAAAUAA
Pomacea canaliculata is the source of this 687-nucleotide messenger RNA. Lineage: Eukaryota; Metazoa; Mollusca; Gastropoda; Architaenioglossa; Ampullariidae. The record is from the annotation of a RefSeq genome assembly.